This is a messenger RNA of Klebsormidium nitens, 986 nucleotides long. The record is from the annotation of a GenBank genome assembly. NCBI's taxonomy places the organism in Eukaryota, Viridiplantae, Streptophyta, Klebsormidiophyceae, Klebsormidiales, Klebsormidiaceae.
AUGACUGCCGCUGGGGACGUUACUGCAGUUCUGGUACUAGUUGAACGCCACCAUCAGUGUUUGGAGAUUCAAGGCACCGCUUUCUUUGCUGAAAAGUCUCUGGCUUCAGUUGAGGAUGCCAGCGACCAGCCAGUAACUAGAAAGGGAUGUCAUUCCAGGACAGCUCGUCGAACCACCGCCAUCAAAGCAUCGCCCGAGAGCAGCAGCACGCAACCUGAGAGUCCGUCGGCGGCCCCUGCUAACGACGAGGGGGAAGAAGGCAUCUCCGAUGCCGAAGUGCAAGCGAGCAUAGCCGCAGCGGCGGGGUUGCUCGGCGCUCCCGACUCAUCAGCACCAUGGUCGCUGAAGGAUGAAGUGGAGGGGAUGACGGAUGAACCGGUGUAUGUUCUCAGGAAGGAAAAGGCAAAGUCAAAGACUCCUAAGGAAGUCAUUUUUGAGUUGUUGUUUCUCCUAGGAGGGAUGCUGGACCGGCCGUUUGAGGACGGGGGCAGCUCGAUGGAGGCCUCGGCGGAGGUGGUCAUAGAGAGGAUCCAGGAGGAGAUGAACAAGGCUAGGGACCAGGGGGAAACAAACGAGAAGUUAACGGAGCUAGGCCGGUACGUGAACUUGCUAGCCAUGGAUAUGAAACUAGUAGGGGCGGCGCGGAAGUACGAUACGCUUCUGGCGCGGUGUAAAGUGGCGCAGGACAAGGUGAAGAGUGCGAUGCAGCGGGCGGAAGCUUUGGAUGCAUAGAAAUGUUGGAGGCUGACUUGCAAGCGGCGUUGAGAAAGGCGUAAAAUGGACGUGUUGUUGCUGGGAGCACAGUCAAUGGUCGCUAUGUUUGAGAUCGUUGAGGGCUUGCUUUUGAUAAGAAUUCUUUUGAAUGUGAGCCAUUACCUAGACUUUUCCAUGAUUGUCUGGUUUCAAAGUCCAUUUGCAGCCUUUGAAGUGCAUGCAUGUAGUACAGGAGCACUCUCUCACCUUCCAUGUCCUGAAACUGGCCCAGG